AUGUCGGCAGACUUCUGGGCUAGCUAUAUCUCUGGCGGGUUGGGGAUCUUGGUGGGCAAUCGCCUUGAUGUCCUGAAGGUCGCAGCUCAAGCAAGCACCAGCGGUGUUCUUGCAGAAUCGACUCUACAGGUCGACUCUGGCACGCGGCUUCGGAGGUUUACAGCACUGUUCAGAGGAGCCGCUGCUCCCGUCUUGGGCUACGGGGCAUUGAACUCAAUAUUGUUCAUGACAUUCAACCGCUCUCUGAAGUUGAUGGAUCCAAGCAUAUUUGACUACACCAAACUUGCUGGUGUGGACUUUGGCAAAAUUUGGGUGGCAGGCGCUAUCGGAGGGUUCGCGACAUUUGUCGUCUCUGCGCCAUCAGAGCUCAUCAAAUGCAGAGCCCAGCUAAUUGUCGAUGGGCAAGGAUCUUCAUAUGGAGUGUUUAGGGAUAUAUGGAAGCAGGGUGGGCUUCGAGGACUCUACUACGGAGGCACAAUCACUGCUAUUCGAGACGCCGUCGGAUACGGCUGGUAUUUUUGGUCGUACGAGCUAACCAAGCGAUUACUACUUUCGAGACAAGCCGAUCCGUUCAUUUCUCCUACUGCUACGGAAGUUCUGGUCAGCGGGGGCAUUGCCGGAGUCAUCACUUGGGUAUCCAUCUAUCCUCUGGAUAUUAUCAAGACCCGUCUCCAGACACAGCCUUCCCCGACUGCAGAGUGCCAAAGGCUUCUUCCCGGGACCAAUGUGGCCGCCCACCAAGCAAAGACUUCUAUGACCAUCGCUCGAGACAUAUGGCAAACCUCCGGAUUGGGCGGUUUCUAUCGCGGUGUUGGCAUCUGUAGUUUGAGAGCCUUCAUCGUAAAUGCAGUCCAGGUAGGCCACUAUUGUGUCUCGAUUGCCGUGUCCUACUAA
This is a messenger RNA of Cladophialophora psammophila CBS 110553, 894 nucleotides long. RefSeq lists its product as uncharacterized. The transcript has a single exon. Gene Ontology annotation, biological process: transport. Lineage: Eukaryota; Fungi; Ascomycota; Eurotiomycetes; Chaetothyriales; Herpotrichiellaceae. Gene Ontology annotation, molecular function: transmembrane transporter activity. The record is from RefSeq and is a predicted model, not a curated record. The coding region runs from base 1 to 894 and encodes 297 amino acids.